This is a messenger RNA of Prorocentrum cordatum, 759 nucleotides long. NCBI's taxonomy places the organism in Eukaryota, Dinophyceae, Prorocentrales, Prorocentraceae. The record is from the annotation of a GenBank genome assembly.
CAGGUAGUCACUCGCGCCACUGCCAGGCAUGCGCGCGCACAGCCUCCGCCCCCGCAAGAGGAGCAGGGGGGGGCCGCGGCCAGGGGCCGCACAGCGCGCGCGCGGGGGGCCCGAAGCCCGAGCUUCGGCAUGGCCGACCUGCCGCAGCCGGCGGAGCCCGGAGACGUCGACACGCAGGAUGUCUGGCGGCUGACGCAGGAGGUGCGGGAGCUGAAGGACUACGCCGAGCGCGCCACGCGAGAGCUCCGGCGCUACCAGCAGGCUCGGCCGGCGCCCCCCGCGAGGCCAGAGGACAGCCUGCCCCUGCCGCCCUGGGCGACGAACAUGCAGAUGAUGUCGCCGCUCCUGUUCGCCUACGAGGAGCGAAUCACGGAGCUGGAGGGCUACGUCGAGCGCUCUGCGAGCCUGGCGGAGCAGGCCCAGCUGCUCGCCAAGGAGAACGACUCGCUGCGGGCCGAGCUCCAGGAGCGCACGGAGCAGCUCCGCAACGCCCAGCUCCUGGCCCCCGCGCCGCAGCUGCUCGAGCAGGACGGUGCCGGCGGCGAGGAGCUGCAGGAGCUCUACAGGCUCAGCCUCGAGCAGAACGAGGCCCUGGCCCAGCAGAACCAGCUGCUCAAGGUGCAGAUGGAGAGGAUGCAGCAGGGCCUCGCGGCGACCCAGCAGCAGGCGCCCACCCGACAGCAAUGGGAACGGGCAUCUCUGCCGGUGUCUUGGCAUCGCUCGCACGUGUGCACUGUUCGACGGGGACCAUCGACAAGC